AGGCGAGGUGCUGAUUGGGUCCCGGUGGCGGUGCCGGCGGACAAGCCCCCACCAGCCCGUGGCUGUCACCGCCGGCCCCGUCUCGCCGCCGCGCCGCAGAGGGGACACGCGGUGACCGCGAGGACGUCCCGGGAGCAGCGCCCAGCCUGGGAGCGGAGCGGGACGGGGCCGGCAGGUGCACGGCCCAAGUGCCGCAGGCACGGUGCUCAGCAUGAGCGAGGACGUGCCGGUGGUGCCCGGCAUGCCCGAGUGCAACGGGAGUGUGGUCCCUGAGAAGGGACCGCUCCAGGUCAUUGGCAUCAUCGAUGACAUCGCGAGGUCUGUCGGGAUGGGGCCCUACACAAAUGCAGACACCAGCCCUGACGCUCCGCUCGCAAAAGGAAAUUGGGAGGAAAGUAGAAACUCGCUGGCGGAUGACAUAGUGUGUGGAGAUUUUGACGGAGAGAAGCAAUGCGAAGAAAAGCAAGAGGAAAAUGAUGUGACGCUACAGCAGGGAUCAGUUGAUCUCCAGGACACAGGAACCGGCGGCCAGGAGCCAGAGGAAGGGCCGGGCAGCGGGCGGCCAGCGCUGGGGACAGCGGCCAGCCCCAGCGGGGAGGUGGCGGGGACCCCCGCGGGCACCGCCGAGCACAGAGGGAGCGAUGCGGAGGAGGAGGAGGAGGAGGAGGAAGAAGAAGAGGAGGACACCGAGGAGGAUGAAGUGCAGGUGAUAGAGAUGCAGAAGGAGACCAGCGAGGCAUCCCAUCGGCAGCAGCGAGAGAGCGGCAAGGAGGAGUCGCCCCCCGCCAGCCCCGGCUGCAACGCCCAGGCUGAGAAAGCUGGGGAGCAGCCCGGCCUGGGGAAAAAAAACGACAUCUCCAGACACAGCUACUCCCGGUACAACACCAUCUCCUACCGGAAAAUUAGGAAAGGAAACACCAAACAAAGAAUUGAUGAAUUUGAAUCCAUGAUGCACUUAUAAACUGAGGUGGAGAAUUGCUUACUGAGACAACAGUUCACUUUGGUUUUUGUUUUGUCUCCCUCACCCCACCCCGUGACAUAUUUCUUCAUGAAGUCACUGCUUUUUGGCUUUUUGUAUGAUUUCAUAAAACAUUGUGAAAAUGUAACUUCUAUGCUUCACUUUGCCAGCAGGCAGAGGCACCCAUAGAACAGGAGAAUAAUCAGUUCACUAAGUGUAAUACCAUUUGAUUUGAAGUUUACCCUUUAUUUUCUAUCCUUUUUUUUUUUUUUUCUUUUUUUUUUUUUGUAACCAUAUUCAAACUCUGGUAUGUCUGGAAUGAGCUGGGGCUUCUGUAGCUGCAGGCACACAGGUGAUCCAUGCCGGCAGCCUUGCCGGUAACGAGUUGGCAGUGCAGCCGUCCCAGUGGCACUGGGCAGCACAGGGUGAAUAAUAAACGCCACGACUGUUUGCAACCACAGCGCGCCACUUUGCUGUCUGUCCUUGCUGCCAUCCGGUGCCUCUUGGGCUGCGCCAGACACCACCGUACGCGUCUGCAGCUCCACGUCGUGCUGGUGGGAUGGAGGGCUGGCUGCACUCCUUGCUAAGUGCAGCGGGCAGGAAUUAAGCAAGCUCUUGCCCGAGAAGUCUGCUGUUGGUGUUGGAAGGCUGGGGCAGUCCUGGUGCUGCACGGGUGCCAUGCGGUGCAGCACGGACACACACCGGUGCAGCUCAGGCAGGCUGCCGGGGCACACACCACAUGCGUCCUUGCGGGCAUACUGGUUCGUCCAAUAAAACCACCUGCCAGAAAUCUGUUCUGAGUGCCAGCAGUUUGGACGGUGAGUUUUUACUCUCAUGCAUUUCUUUGCAAUUUCCAGGGUAAGUUUAGAUGCAAAGUUUAAAGACUUUUUUUCAAGGCAGGGCAGAUUUUUAACACGAUUUAUUUUUGUCAUCUGAACACAGCCUUUCUCCAUUUUAAAAGUCUUUGUGUAAGUACAGUGCUGUUGAUUCAGUCUCUUUCAAACUGUUUUACAGAAAGGUUUGUCUUGAGUUGGAACUAAGCUUUGCAGAUGUCACCCCAAAAGAACUGGGGAAAGCUGAGAGCAGCUGAAAAGGGAGAGGAGGUAAGAAUGGGGGUUACGCUGUGACUUCAACUCCACAUCUCCUUUAGCCACAAUUGCUUUUUUAAACUAUUAGUUUUACACUUCCAGCAGCACUGAAUAUUGCUUUGAUUUUUUUUUGUUGUUCCACAUAAAGGCAAUUAUUUAUUGGCAAUGUCAAAAUAAUAAAUGGCAAUUCUUUAUUGUACAAA
Messenger RNA from Oxyura jamaicensis (ruddy duck), 2249 nucleotides. RefSeq names its product ermin (gene ERMN). Gene Ontology annotation, molecular function: actin filament binding. The transcript is spliced from 3 exons. Gene Ontology annotation, biological process: regulation of cell projection organization; regulation of cell shape; morphogenesis of a branching structure. Gene Ontology annotation, cellular component: extracellular exosome; filopodium; myelin sheath. The coding region runs from base 212 to 961 and encodes 249 amino acids. The record is from RefSeq and is a predicted model, not a curated record. NCBI's taxonomy places the organism in Eukaryota, Metazoa, Chordata, Aves, Anseriformes, Anatidae.